UAUAUCUAUUUUAAUUACGUUAUUAUUUUGUAAUUUAAUUAUCUUCAUUAAUUUAUCUCUACCAGAGUUCGAUUAUAUUCUGUGAUUUAAGUGACCACGAACGAUAAUCUGAACUAUCAUGCAGCGAAUUGGGGAACUGUGUACUCUAUGGAUCAGAACGGGGGUAUAGAAAAGAAAGUUUCGCUACUGCCUUCAGUCACUGGUGGAUUCGUGUGGGACGUGCCUCGCGGUAAACCAAAAAAACGACGUUCACCGCCUCACAAAUUCUAUUACGCCGAUACUUUAAACCAUGAAAUCAUUGAAUACAAUUUUUGGAUUAAAAAUGGAGAGAUUGAAAUGACUGGAGUAGUGCACAACUUGCCAAAACAUAAAGUACCUGGCGAUCCUGGUCGUAUUGCAAUUGACUCAAACGGUUAUCUCUGGGUGCCUCUUCUGGGAGGCCACAGAGUCAUUCAAUAUGAUCCAUUUCAAGAAAAGGUGCUUAAAACUAUUGACAUACCUGCAGCUAAAGUCGGAGGAUGCACUUUUGGAGGUCUUGGCUUCAGUCUUUUAUAUGUAUCGACAAUAGGAUAUGGAAAAAAUGAAUAUCGUCCACCAGGCGAUGAAGGUGGUUAUAUUUACGCUAUCCACAACCUGGGCGUGACGGGACUGCCGACAAGAGAGUACUACUUGCAUAGAGAUAUAAUAUUCAAAGCCUCUGCAUCGUUGGAAGAAAUCUCUUUCAAGCGAAGUGGGAGAAAGCCCAAGAGCUCUCUUAAUAAGGGAGGUUCCCUUGAUGUGGAUCUGAAUCGCGUAAAUUACUAAACCAGAGUGCCGAUAUAAGAGGAGUUUCGGAGGUUGCCGUGCACGGGCCUUGCCACUAAAUCAGUUUCUGGAAACCUAAACAGCCUCCAAAAAUUGAUGGCUACACCGAGAGAAGUUGAGUAAAACCUUCGCGCUAUCGACGGGAGAUUUGCUGCACUUCUGUCUGGUGUGGUGUCUGCUUUUGAUUCGGAGCACUCGUUACCCCAAACUUGCGGAGAUCAGUCCCUUCGAAACGUGGGUGCUAUAUUUUCUUAAACUGCGCAAGCGCCGAACUGUGACGCAAGCGUAGCGUGUGUAGUAGGGCUCGAAUAUAAUGUUGCUUGAACGGUUAGGUCUGUUCGGGGUAAUGGUUUUCCCGAAUCAGUGGAGCCAUUCUACUAAACAGAAGUGGCGCUGUUCACUGUGUGAUUGACGCGACAAUUGUACAUGUCGGUUGAGCGGCUCUA
Messenger RNA from Belonocnema kinseyi, 1250 nucleotides. RefSeq names its product putative sugar lactone lactonase YvrE. Lineage: Eukaryota; Metazoa; Arthropoda; Insecta; Hymenoptera; Cynipidae. The transcript has 4 exons. The record is from RefSeq and is a predicted model, not a curated record. Gene Ontology annotation, biological process: L-ascorbic acid biosynthetic process. The coding region runs from base 148 to 804 and encodes 218 amino acids. Gene Ontology annotation, molecular function: gluconolactonase activity; calcium ion binding.